AUGUGUCAUGAGACCCACGAGUCCCCUAGUGAGACCCACGAGUCCCCUAGUGAGACCCACGAGUCCCCUAGUGAGACCCACGAGUCCCCUAGUGAGACCCACGAGUCCCCUAGUGAGACCCACGAGUCCCCUAGUGAGACCCACGAGUCCCCUAGUGAGACCCACGAGUCCCCUAGUGAGACCCACGAGUCCCUAAUAGUGAACAGAUAUAAGGAGUUAGAGAUACGAGUGGACAUGCUAGAGACAGGAGUAGCACAUCCACACUCUCCUGAGGAAAACGGAUUGGUAAUGGAAUUACAGGUUUGCAUGGAAGAAGUUAGUGGAGGAGUUUCGCAUCUGAUGAAGAUUAUAUGUUUCCUUCACGUGUGCCCCUUCCACGCUCAUCCUUCACGUGUGCCCCUUCCACGCUCAUCCUUCACGUGUGCCCCUUCCACGCUCAUCCUUCACGUGUGCCCCUUCCACGCUCAUCCUUCACGUGUGCCCCUUCCACGUUCAUCCUUCACGUGUGCCCCUUCCACGCUCAUCCUUCACGUGUGCCCCUUCCACGCUCAUCCUUCACGUGUGCCCCUUCCACGCUCAUCCUUCACGUGUGCCCCUUCCACGCUCAUCCUUCACGUGUGCCCCUUCCACGUUCAUCCUUCACGUGUGCCCCUUCCACGCUCAUCCUUCACGUGUGCCCCUUCCACGCUCAUCCUUCACGUGUGCCCCUUCCACGCUCAUCCUUCACGUGUGCCCCUUCCACGCUCAUCCUUCACGUGUGCCCCUUCCACGCUCAUCUCGUAUUAA
Molecule: messenger RNA, 786 nt
Organism: Procambarus clarkii (red swamp crayfish)
Lineage: Eukaryota; Metazoa; Arthropoda; Malacostraca; Decapoda; Cambaridae
Source: RefSeq, a predicted model, not a curated record